UAUCUCUUUUUUUUGCACCUCGUUCUUCAAUUUGGGUACCAAUACAGAGAGAGCCAUACUGGAAUUCCUCCGCUGCACCACCAAGUUGUGACAUCAUAUUUUUAUACAAGAGCACGUGGGUGGCAAGUCGCGCAUUUGAUAGGUCUGCGAUCAAACCAUCCAAUCGAAGUGCGGGAAGAUAUCUGGCAACCUUGGGAGGUUACCCAGGUUCUCUAGCCGGAUCAAACUCUCCGGCAAUUCAUGAUAUCGCGUACUUUCCUGGUCUCACAACAACCUAUAUAGGCCCGCCGGAACUGCCUAUUCUUAAUUGAAGCAACUUUAUCUCAAUCUCGGAUUUGACGACAUCAUACGGCCAUUUGCACUUAUAGCACACACUCGGUUUAUACCGUCCAACCGACACGACGAUGCCAGAAGAAAACUUCUGCAUGUUGCAGGGCUUCGAGUGGAAUGUCCCUGCCGACCAAAAGCACUACCUCCGCCUGAAGAAUGCGUUGCAAAAUCUGAAGGACACGGGCAUCGACAACAUCUGGCUCCCCCCAGCGUGCAAAGGUGCUGGCGGCACCCAAGCUAAUGGCUACGAUGUAUACGACCUGUAUGACCUCGGAGAGUUCGACCAAAAGGGCGGCAAGCCCACGAAAUGGGGUUCCAAGGAGGACCUAGUCGCAUUAAGCGAAAAGGCGAAGGAGAUGGGCAUAUCGCUGUACUUCGACGCCGUGCUAAACCACAAGGCUGGCGCCGAUGAGAAGGAGAUGUGCCAAGUGCAGGAGGUUGAUACGUCAGAUCGAACCAAAGACUGUGGCGAGCCUCGCGAGAUGGAAGCUUGGCUUGGCUUCAACUUCCCCGGCCGCGACAACAAGUACAGCAGCCAGAAAUACCACUGGGAGCACUUCUCGGGGACCGACUACGACGCGGGCAACGACAAAACGGGCAUCUACCGGAUUCUCGGCGACAAUAAGUAUUGGAGUUCGUCCGUGGGCAAUGAGUCGGGCAACGCUGACUUUCUCAUGUUUGCCAACGUCGACUAUUCGCACCCGGAAGUCCAACAGGACGUGAUUAAUUGGGGCUCAUGGGUCGUAAACGAGCUACAUCUUAAGGGGUUUCGCUUCGACGCAUGCCAGCACUUCUCGGAGCGCUUCACUAACAACUUCGUCGCCAGUCUGGAGAAGGAGUUUGGCAAGAAAGCGCUGUUUCUCGUGGGCGAAUUCUGGAGUGGCGAUGUGGACGAGAUGCUCAAAUAUCUCGAUCAGAUGCACCAUAACUUCUCCCUUUACGAUUCGCCGAUGGUGUAUAGGUUCUCCGAGAUUUCGCGGACGGAGAAGGCAGACUUGCGGAAGGUGUUCGACAGGACUUUGGUGCAGGCUCGUCCCGAGUCAGCGGUGACAGUGAUUAUGAACCACGAUACGCAGCCGGGCCAGACGGUGGAGACGCCCAUAGAGGGUUUCUUCAAGCCGCUGGCUUACUCACUGAUUCUACUUCGAGCCCAGGGGUACCCAAGCAUCUUCUAUGGCGACUUGUACAGCAUGAAAGGCGAUAACCCGGAGCCUCCUGCCUGCGGCGGGAAGCUGCCUGAUAUCGUGCUUGCGCGCAAGUUGUAUGCGUACGGCAGUCAGGAGGACUAUUGGGACGAUCCGAAUUGCAUUGGGUUUGUGAGACGGGCCACCGAUGAGCAUCCCGAUGGGUUGGCGUGCAUUAUGAGUAACGCGGAGGCCGGAGAGAUUAAGAUGGCGGUGGGGACUAUGCAUAGCGGGGAGAUAUGGACUGAUGUGCUUGGGUGGCACACAGACGAGGUCCACAUCGAUGAAGAUGGAUAUGGUAUAUUUCCGUGUGCCGGGGUCUCGGUGUCCAUCUGGGUGAACAAAAACGCUCCUGGACGGGAGAGGUUCGGGAAAUUUGACGAUGAUAUUUAUUCCAACGCAUAGACACUAUGUCGUGGGCUUGUUCCACCUAAAGGGCAGGCGGUUUUGGGGGCAUAGUAGAGGGCACUGGUUAUUUAGACGAAAUUUUGAUAUCCUUUCCGAUUAGACGACAUGGGACAUUAUGUGAUAUAAAUCACUACAACAUAUUGGUUCAUUCCAUCCAAAAUGUACACCAUUUUACGAAACACUACAUAAUACCUUUGCUACGAGUAUAGAAAUCGACUACGAGUCAGCAGUACUAUAAAAGAAG
Molecule: messenger RNA, 2166 nt
Organism: Pseudomassariella vexata
Lineage: Eukaryota; Fungi; Ascomycota; Sordariomycetes; Amphisphaeriales; Pseudomassariaceae
Product: alpha-amylase
Exons: 3
Coding region: 405-1919 (504 amino acids)
Biological process (GO): carbohydrate metabolic process
Molecular function (GO): calcium ion binding; hydrolase activity, hydrolyzing O-glycosyl compounds
Source: RefSeq, a predicted model, not a curated record